AACUCAACACCAAGCUUGGCACUGCCUGGAAUGUCGCCUUCUGCUACAACCCAUCCGUCUCUGCCGACUAAUAGUUCACUGUUAUCCAACUCAACUUCAGGCUUGGUACAACCUGGAAUGGCUCCUAUGGCUUCCACUCAACCAUCAAUGUCAAACACAACGCCAAGCUUGGCACGACCUGCAAUGUCACCUUCUACCACCCAACCAUCUUUGCCUGCUAAUAGCUCAUCAUUACCAAGUUUGACACAACCUGGAAUGGCACCUAUGACUUCCUCUCAACCAUCAUUGUCAAACUCAACACCAAGCUUGGCACUGCCUGGAAUGUCGCCCUCUGCUACCACCCAUCCAUCUUUGCCGACUAAUAGUUCAUCGUUAUCUAACUCAACCUCAGGCUUGAUACAACCUGGAAUGGCUCCUAUGGCUUCCUCUGAACCAUCAUUGUCAAACUCAACACCAAGCUUGGCACUGCCCGGAAUGUCGCCUUCUGCUACCCAUCCAUCUUUGCCGACUAAUAGUUCAUCGUUAUCCAACUCAACUUCAGGCUUGAUACAACCUGGAAUGGCACCAGUGGCUUCCUCUCAACCAUCAUUGUCAAACUCAACACCAAGCUUGGCACUGCCUGGAAUGUCGCCUUCUGCUACCACCCAUCCAUCUUUGCCUACUAAUAGUUCAUCGUUAUCCAACUCAACUUCAGGCCUGAUACAACCUGGAAUGGCUCCUAUGGCUUCCUCUCAACCAUCAUUGUCAAACUCAACACCAAGCUUGGCACUGCCUGGAAUGUCGCCUUCUGCUACCCAUCCAUCUUUGCCGACUAAUGGUUCAUCGUUAUCCAACUCAACUUCAGGUUUGAUACAACCUGGAAUGGCUCCUAUGGCUUCCUCUCAACCAUCAUUGUCAAACUCAACACCAAGCUUGGCACUGCCUGGAAUGUCGCCUUCUGCCACCCAUCCGUCUUUGCCGACUAAUAGUUCAUCGUUAUCCAACUCAACUUCAGGCUUGAUACAACCUGGAAUGGCACCUAUGGCUUCCUCUCUACCAUCAUUGUCAAACUCAACACCAAGCUUGGCACUGCCUGGAAUGUCGCCUUCUGCCACCAAUCCAUCUUUGCCGACUAAUAGUUCAUCGUUAUCCAACUCAACUUCAGGCUUGAUACAACCUGGAAUGGCUCCUAUGGCUUCCUCUCAACCAUCAUUGUCAAACUUAACAUCAAGCUUGCCACUGCCUGGAAUGUCGCCUUCUGCUACCCAUCCAUCUUUGCCGACUAAUAGUUCAUCGUUAUCCAACUCAACUUCAGGCUUGAUACAACCUGGAAUGGCACCUAUGGCUUCCUCUCAACCAUCAUUGUCAAACUCAACACCAAGCUUGGCACUGCCUGGAAUGUCGCCUUCUGCCACCCAUCCAUCUUUGCCGACUAAUAGUUCAUCGUUAUCCAACUCAACUUCAGGCUUGAUACAACCAGGAAUGGCUCCUAUAGCUUCCUCUCAACCAUCUUCACCAGAUCAUAAAAUUCCAAGCUUGACACUGCCAGCAAAUUCACCUUCCAAUACCACCCAACCGACUUUGCCUAACAAUAAUCCAUCAAUAUCCAACUCAACCCCAAGCUUGACACAACCUGCAAUGUCACCUUCUGUUCACCAGGCUUUGCCCCAUUCCCCAAUGGCACCUAUGGCUUCCGCACAACCAUCUUUACCAAACACGACUCCAAGCUCGACAAAAGCAGCAGUUGCACCUUCUCCUACAGCUCAUCCUUCUUCAUCUAAUACAACAUCAGGGUUAAAACCAUCUUUGCCUAGUGCUUCCUCGCCUCCAGUUUCUGGCAUGAAUCCCAUCAAGCCAACAAAUGCAACUACAGCAUUUCCGUCUAUCCCAACGAAAAUCUCUUUGCCAUUCCUUUCCCCACCAUCUACCAAAGCUAGGCCUUGAAAUAACUAUUUUUCA
Durio zibethinus is the source of this 1938-nucleotide messenger RNA. RefSeq lists its product as uncharacterized. NCBI's taxonomy places the organism in Eukaryota, Viridiplantae, Streptophyta, Magnoliopsida, Malvales, Malvaceae. The record is from RefSeq and is a predicted model, not a curated record.